AUGGUGCUAGAAAUCGUUUCAACUAGUACUACACGUAUAAUCGCCCCGUUGAGAGCAACAUCAUUGCCUAUCAACAAUAUAAGAGGAAUAAUUCCCCGAUCCGCCAGCCUUAAAUCCUUCGAAAAACAUUUACAAACGCGUUGCUUCGCGAAACAAAUUUCCGAAAGCUACACUUUAAGAAGAGCUGUAAGUGCUGAUUUCAAUGGAUCAUCUUUAAAACCAAAUAUGCUCGGCAUAAUGCCCGACCCCCCAAUAUGGCCCGAAAGAGAACAAGUGAUGCAAGAAGUCAUGAGAGAAACAAUUGAAAGGCGAGCUAAUUGCAUGGAUUUCCCAUUCUCGUUAAGAAUGAUAAAAAAGAAGGAAAAUAAAUCGAAUUAUUAUUCGAAACCGGUUAAUCAUUCCGAGUCAACUAAUUCCUCGGUAAACAACGCAUUCUUCUCUAUGGCCUCUAUUGUUAUCGCGGUUCAAAACCACGCUUUACAAGCGAGAGAAGCUGUCUCUUCCGAAGAUCAUCAAGCGAUCAUAAACCGAGUUCAAACAGAAAUGCGCGGAUCAUUCGCAUGCAUUUUUCAACAAGUUUUUUCUCGAACUCCCUGUCUCAUGACCGACGUUAUGAUCCUUUUAUCGGAUUUCUGCGUGCAUUCUGUACUCAAUGGAAUGGCAGCCAAGGAAGAAAACCGACAUGGACAACCGCGGUUUGAUUUAUUGGGCGGCAAUUAUCAUGAGGUGGCGGAAUUGAAAACGAUAUUUCCUUCGAGUUUGAAUCCAAACAAGGACGAUGCGAAUGUUAUUAACGACGAGGAAAUAGAACUAUGGAAAUCGAUGGUGGAGGAAGCGGGUUAUAUGCAAGAGGAAUUAACGAAUGAUGCAAAAAUGAUUUGUUCUUCAAGGGUGGAGAUUGAAUUGGAUAAUUAUCGUGAGUUCUCCAUGACUGAUCUUACAUACCAAAUGAAUCUGUUUGAAGAUCCUCAUAAUCCACUUCUUUUGUGUAAUUAUGCACAAUUUCUCCAACUUGUCACACAUGACUAUGAUAGGGCAGAAGAAUGUUACAAACGUGCAAUUCAAUUGGAGCCGACGGAUGCAUUUACCUUAAACCAAUACGCAAACUUCUUAUGGAUAGUGAGGAAUGACCUAUGGACGGCAGAAGAACAAUAUCAAGAAGCCAUCGCAGCAGAACCGGAAAAUGCUUAUUACAUUUCAGCAUACGCUAAUUUCUUGUGGAACACUGGAGGGGAGGAUACAUGUUAUCCAUCUGACAAACCCUAAAAUAAUUAUUCAAGACUAUAUAAUUAAUUGCACCUUUCUCAAUUUUGCCCAAAGGACUUGUUACAUAUAUAAAUAUAUAUAAUUAUAUGUGUAUAAGGGUAGAAUACUAAUUAAUUAUUGU
Impatiens glandulifera is the source of this 1387-nucleotide messenger RNA. RefSeq lists its product as uncharacterized. Gene Ontology annotation, molecular function: protein binding. The transcript has 2 exons. Lineage: Eukaryota; Viridiplantae; Streptophyta; Magnoliopsida; Ericales; Balsaminaceae. The coding region runs from base 1 to 1266 and encodes 421 amino acids. The record is from RefSeq and is a predicted model, not a curated record.